Molecule: messenger RNA, 4464 nt
Organism: Didymodactylos carnosus
Lineage: Eukaryota; Metazoa; Rotifera; Eurotatoria; Philodinida; Philodinidae
Source: the annotation of a GenBank genome assembly
AUGAGUGCUCCCUUGGAAAUGGAUGAAGUUAUGGAUCAAUUUCGUACGGAAGAUGCGGAAGAAUUUAAACAAUUACAAGCAGAAUUGGAAAUGGCCGCCAAAAAUUGUCGAAUAUUACAAUUUAAACUACGAAAGUCUGAGAAAAAAAAUGAAAAUAUGGAACUCGAAAAAGGAACAUUAGAAGACAAAUUGUUACAGUUAACACGUGAUACUUGUCGUGUAAAAGAUUUAGAAGAAGAAUUAUUAGUGGCAAAAGAAGUGAGUGUUCGUUUACAUGCUGAAUUAGAAAAGUCCGAAGAGGCACGAACAACAACAGAAAAAUUAAAUAUGGCAUUAAAACAACAUUUAGAUUCACUAAAAGAAUGUCUAGAUGAAAAAGUAUUGGAAACAUCUGGUAGUUCAAAUGAUGAUUAUAACUCUUGGCAAUUAGCUGUUAAUUUGUAUGAAUCAUUAUUUCGAGAAUAUGUCCUUAUGGAAGAAGUAAAUUGGCUGAGUAAUUCUGGACGCCAAACAUCUGAUACUAGUCAACAAUUAUCGGAAAUAUCAGAUCUUCUUAAUUCUUACCAACAAAAAAUUUCUUUACUUCAUCAAGAAAUUACAUUUCUUAAACAAGAACUCUCAGAUCGUGAUAAAGAUUUGUCAGUAUUGAGAGUACAAUAUAAAAUUUUAAAACGUAGUCGAUCAGCUGAAAGUCAUUCAGUAGAAUCUUUAAAUCAAAAUUCUAAUAAUGGUAGAGGAAAACAGCGAGGUAUGAAUGGUAUCAAUGGUGAAAAUGGUGAUGAUCAUCGUUCACGACGAGGUGUCAGUGUUGAUAGUGCAUCUAAUAUACAAAAACAGUUAGAAUCAGCAGAGGAUGAAAUAAGAUUACUAAAAAAUAAAAUGUUAAGAUUAGAAGAUGAAUUGAAUAAUUCAUUGCUUGAAAAAGAAAGUUUAUUGUUGAAAGUUGAAGAAUCAGCUAAAAGUAGUAAAGAAGAUAUCACUGAAGAUAUUCAAAUGUUUAUAACGAAAAUUGAAUCACUAGGCACACUAUUAAAAGUGAAUCAAACCGAUGAGAAAAUAAUAGUUGAUUUACAACAGUUAUUAAGAACAACAAGAUGGAAUAAACAAAAUCCGGAUGAUACAUCAAAUUCACUAUCAAAUGCCAUUAAAAUGAGUCAACAUUCAACUGAAAUUUUACAACAAGCAACUGAGUUCCUUUCCACUUUACAAUCAAAACAAGAUACAUUAGAAAAAAUUCGUUAUCGUUUAUCAAAUAUUCACUAUGAUGCAAACGAUACAUGUCAGUUAAUCGAAGAAUUAGAACAAACAAAACAAGAAUUUGAUACAAAACAACAACUUUGUCAAGAAUUGCAAAUUACAAUUGAACAGUUACAAACUAAUAUUGAAAACAUGACCAAACAACUGGAUAUUAAUACAACAGAGUAUGAGGAAAAAUUAAACCUUAAACAGCAAGAGACGAAUGAACAAAAAACGAAAACGACUGAAGUUAUUCAAGAAAAAACUAUUGAAAUUAAUGAAUUAAUGCAAGAUCGUGAGCGUCUACAAACAAUAAAUGUCAAACUCAGUCAUGAUGCAUCCGACAUGAAGAAACAGCUUGAUCAAAUGAAACAAUCAAUAUUAACAUUCGAAAAGAAACUCGAUAUCAAACAACAACGUGUAAAUGAAUUGUCGAUUAAAAUCAUUGAGAAAGAAGAUAUUAUUGAAACAAAGGUAAAAGAAUGUCAAAAACAUCGAUUAGAAUUGAGAGAAUUGGAAUCAAAAUAUUACAAUUUGGGAAAAGAAUUGGAAAUACAAAUAACAACAAUGACAAAAGAAAUAGAAAAAUUAAAUAUUGAAAAAGAAAUGUUAAAAUUUGAUUUGGAGUCAGUUAGAAUUAGUACAGCACACAAUCACCAACAAACUCAACAUUUAAUACACUUAAAAGAGGAUAAACACUCAUCCGAAAAUGAUGAAAUUUUACGCGUCAAAGAAGAAUGUCGACAAGCAUUAUUUGAUACGGAAAUCGAAUCUUAUAAAACUCGUAUAAAUCAAUUAACGAAAGAAAAAGAUGAAUUAGAUUUAACAAUUCAUGAUAUGGAACGAAAAUUCAAAGAAUUACAGCAAAAAUACGACGCUAAUGAACAAUCAUGGAAUCGAUCGAAAACGGAUAUGUUUGAUAAACAACGAAAGCAUGAAGAAAGUAUUAAAAUGCGUAAUGAGUUACAGAACGCUGUUGAUCGUUUACGUCAGAAAUUAUAUGAUAUUGAAAAUCAUUCUCAAGAUAAACAAAAUCGAUACACAAUAGACAAAAAUAAUUGGGAGUUACAAAAAUUAGAAUAUCAGAGUAAAAUUAAUGAGCUUGAAGAACAGUUAAGUAAAGUGACAAAACGUCAACGAAAAGAUUUGGAAACAGCCUGGAAAAAAGAACGAACAGAUUUACAUAAAUCGUUACAACAAACACAACAACUGUGCAAAGAUUUACAAAAACAAAUUAGUAAUAAAGAAGCUCCAAUCCAUUUAACAGAAAAAAUUAAUGUUUUAAUGACAGAAAAUGAAUUAUUAACGAACAAGAUAAAAGAGCUUGAAGUUGUCGUAGUUGAUGUGGAAUUCGUGAAAACUGAAGUUGAACGUUUGCGUGAUAAAAAUUCAUCAGAUUGGCACUAUUGGAGGAAACAACAAAAUGAUCUGUAUGAACAAUUGAGACUACAUGAACGAACAAAAAAUGAAAUUUUAAGCAAAUUUGAUAAACUAUAUAAACAAACGAAAUAUUCUGAGAACAAUGAAGGCGAUAACUCUGAUCGUUUAAUUCGUGAACAAAGUUUACCAUUAUCACUGAAUAGUUUUCAACCGUCUAAAAGUUCGUUGGGUGAAGGUGGUGAUCAUGCAAAAGCUUCAUCAAUAUCAAAUUCAAAUUAUAGUCGUGAAACGUUGGCAGAUGGGGAUAAUUCUAGUCAUAUCUUAGAUUAUGUGGCACAUUUUACGCAGUCUCCAAAUGAACGGGAUAGUUAUCGAGACAUUGUUGGUCAUAUUGAUGAUGAAGUACAUAGUAGCACAAAACAAAAAUUAUUUUCAAAAGCUUAUCAAGCACAAGAAAAUAUUUGCAAUAGUUUAGAAGAAAUUGCAAGUAAAAUUGAUAAAGUGGAAGAAAAUCUGUUUUCAUAUCGAAGAUUUAUGGAUUUUAUACAAAUUCGAGCUAAAUCCGAAAAAAGUUCAAGUGUCGUACGAGACGAUAGUUUUAAUGAUUUAUCCGGUAAUUAUCACAACACCAAUAAUAACAAACAACGUUUAGCAUCUGCACCACCCGAAAACAACACCAACAAUGGAGUAGGACGUCGUUCACGUUUCGAUCGAUCAGGCGAUCACCAUCAACAACAAGAUUCUCUAUCGUCAAAUGAAAUGACAAAUUCCACUAUUGUCAAUGGUUCUUCAGCUGCGCCUGGAAAAAAUCGUUUCUUUUCCCUAAGUCGACGUUUUCGUUUUCGUAUCGGAUCACCAGAUCCUUCAUCCGUUAAAUCCACUUGUUCUCAUGGAAACAAUGUUCAUUUUCUCGAUGAAGACAUCGACAUGGAAGAUCCUCAACAUCCAAUUACGAAAAAAGAUAAAGAAGCACGACCUUCAAAGGGUAUUUUAAAAACAUUACGACAUCGUUCACCAUUUCGCUUUCGAUCAAAAGAUGCAAUUAUCACGGAACAAGAAAUUUCAAAUCCAGUAACAGAAAAAGUACAGGACAUUUCUUCAGAAUCAAAGCCGUUAGCUUCAAGUAAACUCAAGUCAACACCUAUAACAACAACAACGCCAAAAAAUAAGCGUUUAGUCGAAUUAAAACCUCCUUCAGUAAGUACAACACCUAAUGCAAAAACAGUUAAAACAAAAACAGCAGCAACAAACGGUACGUCGAAUUCAAAAACUAACAAUAAAGAUGAGACAGAUGAACAUCGUCAUUCGUCUAAUACGAGUUUACUACGUCGUACCUCUGGUCUCAAGGAUUUGAUUUGUAAAUUCGAAAAAUCUGAAGAUGGUUCAACAAAACCUCCAAAACCAAAACGUGUUACCAUCGAUAUUAAUGUGAAAGAUUGUGAGCAAAAAUUACCUGUUACAGUAAAAAAAGCUGUUAGUUAUACUGAUUUGCAAAACGGUGGUGAAGGUGAGCGACAAGAAGAACGUCAGCGUGCUCCACCUCUAGCAACUAAAGCAAAAACAAUCGAUAUCCCAGAUCUUUUGCGGAAUGUUGAAAAAGAGCAUACGUUAAAAUCAGGAACGGCGAUGGCAACGUUAGAUAGUAAACUCUCAGCAUCAAAAACGUCAGUCAAUCGACAACAUUCAAUAAAUUCGAGUAGACAAACAUCAUUCGACUCAGCUUGUUCGCAGAGUAAUGUUAGUGAAGCAGGAGGAACGACUUAUGAGCGAAGAAAAUGUACAUCAACAGCAAGACCCUUAAUGUUAUCAGUUGUAAGUAUAUUGAAUGAUGUUGACUUAAAUGGAUAG